Molecule: messenger RNA, 4611 nt
Organism: Astyanax mexicanus (Mexican tetra)
Lineage: Eukaryota; Metazoa; Chordata; Actinopteri; Characiformes; Acestrorhamphidae
Product: DNA topoisomerase 2-beta-like
Exons: 30
Coding region: 256-4500 (1414 amino acids)
Biological process (GO): resolution of meiotic recombination intermediates; sister chromatid segregation; DNA topological change
Cellular component (GO): nucleus
Molecular function (GO): DNA topoisomerase type II (double strand cut, ATP-hydrolyzing) activity; ATP binding; DNA binding
Source: RefSeq, a predicted model, not a curated record
GACCACUUCUCCAGUGGGCGGAUCCGCGAGGGGAUCUCUCGGGCUCUGAUUGGUCUAUUGCAGCUCACAGUGGGUCUUAUAUCCAAUUGGACGAUCUUGGUGUCAAUCAGUGGACGGACCGUUCAGAAUUCGUAAGCAGUUUCGGUGAACGUUUUUUUUAACGUAAACCUGUGGCGGGAGUAACAGUUAUUCGGCGGUUGGUCGGUCGGUCGGUCGGUCGAUUGUCUGCAGGAAACAGAGGCUGAAUUGGGAAACAUGGCUGAAACCGGCGCAGGGCUGAAGUCCCACGGUGAGAACACAGCCCUGAGCUCGCUUCAGGAACAUGAUCAGAAGGCUCAGCUGGAGGACAUUCUGCUCAGACCCCACAACUACGUCGGCUCUGUGGAGCCGCUCACACAGAAAAUGUGGGUGUUUGAUGCAGAGGUGGGACUGAACUGUCGGGAGGUGACAUUCGUUCCUGGCCUCUUGAAGAUAUUUGAUGAGAUCCUGGUAAACGCUGUGGAGAACAAGCGGAGAGACGGCAGCACCGACUGCAUCAAGAUCAAGAUCAAGAUUGACCCUGAGAGAAACUCCAUCCGGAUCUGGAACAACGGAAAGGGGGUUCCUGUGGUGGAGCACCAGGUGGAGAAGGUCUUUAUUCCUGCGCUGAUCUUCGGUCAGCUGAUCUCCUCCAGCAGCUGGGAUAAUGUAGAAGAUGAAGAUGAUCAGCAGAAGAUCACAGGUGGGGGAAAUGCUUAUGGUGCAAAGCUGUGUAAUAUCUUCAGCACCAAGUUCACCGUGAAAACCGCCUGUAGUGAGUCAGGGGCUUCCUUCAAGCAGACUUGGUUUGAGAACAUGAGUCGUGCCGGUGAGGCGGAGAUCAACCCGUUCAGCGGUAAGGACCACACCUUCGUCACCUUCCACCCAGACCUGAGCAGGUUCCAGAUGCAGUCGCUGGACCGAGACACCGUGGCCCUCAUGACCAGGAGAGCGUAUGACGUCGCCGGGUCCUCCCCGGGUGUGCGGGUCUACCUCAACGGCACCAGGCUGCCUGUGGACGGAUUCCGGAGUUACGUGGAUUUGUAUCUGAAGGAUAAAGUGGACGAGACGGGCUCUCCUCUCACUCCAUCACUUCAUCCUAGUGCUUACUUUAACAGUGUUAAAAAGCUGAAGCGGCUCUUAGACGUGCUUUUCUCUGCUUUCUCUCUCCAGGCCAGUGGUUGUGAGUUUGUGAAAAGCGUAGAGAACAGCGUAAAGUUUACGUCUGAAACUCAGCUCAGCGAGAGUUCUGCUGUUAAUCACACGAAGAUCAGGGGUGUGGCCAGACUGUACGACGCUAAGGAUGCAGGGGGUGAAAACUCAGCCGGCUGCACUCUGAUCCUAACCGAGGGAGAUGGGGUCCAAGACCUGGCCGUGUCCGGACUCGAUGUGGUGGGACGCCAUCUCUACGGGGUCUUCCCCCUGAGGGGGAAAAUGCUCAGCGUGCGAAAUGCCUCUCGUGAACAGAUAAUGGAGAACUCUGAUAUCUCUGACCUCGUGAAGAUCCUGGGUCUGCAGUAUGAUGAGAACUACAGCGACCCCGAUUCACUCAAAUCCCUCCGAUACGGAAGAGUGCUGAUGAUGACGGAUCGGGAUCUGGUAGGGUCUUGUAGUAGAGGGCUCCUGAUUAACUUCUUUCACCACUUCUGGCCCUCGCUGCUGCAGCACAGCUUUCUGGAGGAGUUCCUCCCUCCCAUCGUUAAGGCGUCCUGUAAGAACCAGGAGCUUUCCUUCUACAGUAUCCCAGAGUUCACCGAGUGGAAGGAGCAGCAGAUCAACCUCAAAUCAUGGAAGAUCAAACACUGCAAAGGUUUGGGUUCCUGCACAGCCAAGGAGAUCAGAGAGUAUUUCAGGAACCUGGCGAGGCAUCGAAUUCCCUUUAAGUACUCGGGUCCUGCGGAUGAUGAGGCUAUCGUCAUGUUCUUUAGUAAGGAGAAAGCGUAUGAAAGAAGGCAGUGGUUCGCCAGGUUCAUGAAUGACAGGCGCCGGCGUCGAGGGAAGAACCUACCGCAGGAGAACCUGUACAGUAAGGAGACCUCCUCCCUCUCCUACCAGGACUUCAUCAACAAGGAGCUGGUGCAGGCCAUGCAGACCUGCUGGUUGCACCACGUCCCUUGCCUGGCGGACGGUCUGACAUCAGUCCAGAGGAAGGUGUUGUUCUGCUGCUUCAAGCGGAAGGAUAAGAGGGAGGUGAGCGUGGCUCAGCUCGCCUCUUCUGCUGCACAGAUGACUGCUUACUACACUGGAGAGGUUCCUCUGGAGAAGGUCAUCGUGGAUUUGGCGCAGAACUUUGUCGGUAGCAACAACCUGAACCUGCUUCAGCCUUUGGGUCAGUUCGGCACUCGGCUGCUCGGAGGCCGAGACUCGGCCGGUGCCAGAUGCCUCUUCACCGAGCUCAGCUCUCUCACCCGACUGCUCUUCCCUUCUGUGGACGACGUCCUGCUCAACUACAACUACCAUGACGGCAUGAGGGUGGAGCCUGAGUGGUACCUUCCCAUCAUCCCCCUGGUGCUGGUCAACGGUGUGGAUGCCCUCGGCAUAGGAUGGCUGAGCAAACUUCCCAAAUACGACGUUCGUGAAAUCGUCCAGAACAUCCAUCGAAUGCUGGACGGUAAAGAGCCUCUGCCCAUGCUUCCCAGCUAUAAGGGAUUCAGGGGAACCGUUGAGGAGCUGGGGCAGAACCAGUACAUGAUCAGUGGAGAGGUGGAGAUCAUGGACUCCACCACUAUCGUUAUCUCGGAGCUGCCUGUGAAAAGCUGGACUCAGACCUACAAAGAGACGGUGCUGGAGGAGAUGCUGAACGGCUCUGAGGAAGAACCGGCCCUGAUCACCGACUACGAGGAGCAGCACACCGACAACACGGUGCGCUUUGUGGUGAAAAUGACCGAGGAGACGCUCCAAGCUGCUGCUGCUGUAGGUCUGCACAAGAUCUUCAGACUGCAGAACCGCCUCGACUGCAAACAAAUGGUGUUGUAUGAUGUUCUGGGUUUUCUGAAGAAGUACGAGUUGGUGCAGGACAUUCUGAGGGAUUUCUUUGAUCUGCGGUUGAAAUACUACGUCCUGAGGAAGAACCGGCUGCUCGGCAUGCUGGAAGCUGAGAUCAAUAACCUGCAUAAUCAGACCGCCUUCAUUAUGCAGAAGAAUGAACGUACUCUGGUGUUUGGAAACACUCGUAAGGAGACGAUCAUCGCGAUGCAGAAGAUGGGUUAUCAGUCGGACCAUAUUAAAGUGUGGAAACGAGCCCAAGAGAAGGGAGUGGAGGAAGAGUCCGAAGAGGAUGAUGAGGAAGAGGAAGAAGGAGGUUCAGGACCGGACUACAACUACCUGCUGAACAUGCCCGUGUGGUUCCUCACCUCAGAGAAGAAGGAGGAGCUCUGGAGGCAGAGGGAUGAGAAGAUCACAGAGCUGAAGGUGCUGCAGAGGAAGGAGGCUUCAGAUCUGUGGAGGGAGGAUCUCGCUGCCUUCAUAGAGGAGCUGGAGCGAGUGGAGCAGGAGCAGGAGGAGUCCCAGCUCACACUGACCCAGGUUCAGGGGAAAGAGGGCGGAGCCGAGGAGGUAAAGAGGAAGAACCGGACCUGGCCUACACCUCAGGAAUGUGUCACCGGGGCUGAGAGUGAGGGAAGUGUGGAGGUGAUGAUGAUGAUGGAAGUUGAGGAAGAGGAAGCAGGAGAAGCUGUGGAGACGGGACCGGAUGCUCCUCUUACCAAGAAAGCAAAAAAAAGGUGUAGAAAGUGGAAAGGUAACAGGAAAAGAAAAGCUCCUGCAGAGGUUGAGCUCAGUGCUGUUCCUAACCGAGGAGAUUCUGCUGUUCAGCCUCCAGCGAAGAAGAAGAAGUGGCAGAAUAAAAAAAAGAAGCAGCAGCAGGAGCAGAAAAAGAAGCAGCAGCAGGAGCAGAAAAAGAAGCAGGAGCAGAAAAAGAAGCAGCAGCAGGAGCAGAAAAAGAAGCAGGAGCAGAAAAAGAAGCAGCAGCAGGAGCAGAAAAAGAAGCAGGAGCAGAAAAAGAAGCAGCAGGAGCAGAAAAAGAAGCAGCAGCAGAAAAAGAAGCAGCAGCAGGAGCAGAAAAAGAAGCAGCAGCAGGAGCAGAAAAAGAAGCAGCAGCAGGAGCAGAAAAAGAAGCAGCAGCAGGAGCAGAAAAAGAAGCAGGAGCAGAAAAAGAAGCAGGAGCAGAAAAAGAAGCAGGAGCAGAAAAAGAAGCAGGAGCAGAAAAAGAAGCAGCAGGAGCAGAAAAAGAAGCAGCAGCAGAAAAAGAAGCAGCAGCAGGAGCAGAAAAAGAAGCAGCAGCAGGAGCAGAAAAAGAAGCAGCAGCAGGAGCAGAAAAAGAAGCAGCAGCAGAAAAAGAAGCAGCAGCAGGAGCAGAAAAAGAAGCAGCAGCAGGAGCAGAAAAAGAAGCAGCAGCAGGAGCAGAAAAAGAAGCAGCAGCAGAAAAAGAAGCAGCAGCAGAAAAAGAAGCAGCAGCAGCAGCAGAAUCUAAAAAAUCUGUAGAAAAAAGAUUUAUCCAGUACUGUUCACAAAGGUUUACAUAUGUUUAAAACUGAGCAAAUGUGUUCAUAACUGAGCAAAACUAAACAUAUAAUAAACCUAUUUAGUUAUUGA